Messenger RNA from Caenorhabditis remanei, 573 nucleotides. RefSeq lists its product as uncharacterized. Gene Ontology annotation, biological process: cilium assembly; intracellular protein transport; protein localization to cilium. Lineage: Eukaryota; Metazoa; Nematoda; Chromadorea; Rhabditida; Rhabditidae. Gene Ontology annotation, cellular component: axoneme; cytoplasm. The coding region runs from base 1 to 573 and encodes 190 amino acids. Gene Ontology annotation, molecular function: GTP binding; GTPase activity. The transcript has 4 exons. The record is from RefSeq and is a predicted model, not a curated record.
AUGGGAUUCUUCUCAUCUCUCUCGAGUUUAUUUGGAAUGGGGAAGAAGAAUGUGAGCAUUGUCGUCGUGGGUCUUGACAAUUCGGGAAAGACAACAAUUCUGAACCAUUUGAAAACUCCAGACACAAGAAGUCAACAAAUUGUUCCAACUGUCGGACAUGUGGUCACACAUUUCAGCACUCAAAACAUCAGUUUUCAAGCAUUCGAUAUGGCUGGACAAAUGAAAUACCGUAGUGCAUGGGAGAGUUUCUUCAGCUCGGCUUCAGGAGUCAUCUUCGUUUUGGACAGUUCUGAUCGUAUUCGAAUGGAAUUGUUGAAAGAUGAAUUAUGGAUGGUAAUGGAUCAUAAAGACGUAGCUUCCCGUGGGAUUCCCGUUGUUAUCUUGGCAAACAAGAUGGAUAUCCCUGGAGCAAUGACCGCAGCGGAUAUCACGACAGCUCUUGGUUUGAAUCUUCAUCGAAGCGGAACAUGGUCAAUUCACUCAACUUGUGGAUUAACUGGAGAUGGAUUGGACAAAGCAAUGCAACAACUUUCAACAGAAGUUCUCAAAUGCCUGGAAGCCAGAAAGUCCUAG